AUGGAGCACGACUGGCAACUUGUGUCGCGUCGCAGAUGUCGUCGUCGUCAAUGUCCUUCGCUGCACCUGUCAUCAAAGGCGAUUUCCAGAGCAGUCAACGACGAAGAGGUGGGGGCGACGCUGGCCGAAGUGUCGCCUGCAAAGCAGCUCCAAAUCAUUCAGCGCGUACGUGCUAUUGCCGACGACAACCUGAGAGAGUCGGUGCUGCUCAAGGACGCGCUGCGAUCGAUCGGUAAGCAGUUCCACUCGACUACAGCUCCGACGUCACUCGGCAAAGACGCGGAAGAUCAGGAGGUGAAAGACGAGCGACUGGUGGUCGUAGGCUAUGGACUCGGAAGCUUCUGCGCGUCGGCCAAUGCAGUGCACCAGUUGGGGUUUCUCGUGGCUUUGAUGGAUGCAUUAAACAACGAGUGCAGACGAACUACCAGUGCUGAAGACUGUGCAAACUCUGGAGAGGUACAGCCUACAGCCGAGAUCUUCGACCCAGCCAUGAACAAGAGUGACGCAAGUAUCGCCGAGCAGCUCGGGCUGAGCGUGAUCCGGGAGAACGAACAUGGGCGACGACGCGUCGUGUGCAACACGGUGUUUUUUAUGCCUCACUGUGCGAAAGUGCUGUACGAAAACGUCCUCGCUUGCAACUGGGGUCCUGCUGUCAAGCAGCUCGUGAUCAUCGGCAACAGUUUUUCAGCGUACGGAGACCGCGUGCUUGCAGGUGACGGGCGUCGACAACUCUUGCUCGAGAAAGUUUUGCCCUAUCUGGAAGAAGUGCACUUGUCGUGUGGAGUGACCAAGCAGCACGAGAACUUUGCAUGCUACGAGGCGGCCUUCAAUGACCUCAGCGUGCAUCGAUUUCCACCUGAAUUGCUGGGCAGUGCACUAGCCAGCGACUUGGACCUCAUCGCGAGGAUGGCUGCUGUAGCAAGUUCCGCCGAAUCGAAAGAGCUCGACGCCUGA
Hyaloperonospora brassicae is the source of this 954-nucleotide messenger RNA. The record is from the annotation of a GenBank genome assembly. NCBI's taxonomy places the organism in Eukaryota, Oomycota, Peronosporomycetes, Peronosporales, Peronosporaceae.